Oncorhynchus kisutch (coho salmon) is the source of this 2880-nucleotide messenger RNA. It is a transcript of the gene sh3bgrl2, whose product is annotated as SH3 domain binding glutamate-rich protein like 2. Gene Ontology annotation, cellular component: cytoplasm. The transcript is spliced from 4 exons. Lineage: Eukaryota; Metazoa; Chordata; Actinopteri; Salmoniformes; Salmonidae. The record is from RefSeq and is a predicted model, not a curated record. Bases 276 to 602 code for a protein of 108 amino acids.
UGUCAGGACCGCAGGGGGCCGGAUGGGGGAGCGCGGUCCACGGCAGACGCGGCGCGUACGAUGUUAUCGUGGCACUGACUGUAGCCUAUAAAUACCGGGAGGCGCACAGCCUACCUACCAACACUGGCAUUAAUCUAAACACGGCUUGAACUGCGAGGAGAGGCACUUACAUUAGGAUCCUACUACUGGGAUAAACGCCUCAAGUGAAACGGAAUAUAAAUCGCUCGAGUCCUAGUCUAGUGUCGCUCGCCUGUGCGACGCACAGCACCAAUAAUAUGGUGAUCAAGGUUUACAUCGCCUCCUCCUCGGGAUCUGUGGCGGUGAAGAAGCAUCAACAAGCUGUGGUGGGGUUCCUAGAGGCCAACCGGAUCUCCUUCCAGGAGGUGGACAUCACCAAUGUGGAGGAGAGAAGGCUGUGGAUGUACCAACACAUCCCCCCGGAGAAACACCCAGACAAGGGCAACCCGCUUCCCCCACAGAUCUUCAACGAAGACUGCUACUGUGGGGACUAUGAGGACUUCUUCCAGUCCAAGGAGAACAACACUGUGUUUACAUUCCUAGGCCUCAGCUCACCGCCCUCAGUAAAGGAUUCCGAGUCGUAGGCAGUAGCGUGGGGAGUCGGAGGUCGCAGAGCACAUCACUUCCUGUAUUACAUCACUUCACCUCUCCCGGAGAUCUCACCAUAAUGACGCCACCAUGUUGCCAAACACUCUGACCUCUCCCCCACCUACAGCCAUCUAACCUGACACAGGAGGAGGGGAGGAGCUUCGGACCAAUGGAAGGAGCUUCAGACCAUGGGAGGCGGGGCUUCACCCCAAAAACAAUGGACAAUGAUUUCCUGAUUUACAUUUUUUUAAAUUUACAUUUUGUACAACUGCUGGUAAUCAUGACGAUCUAGUCAGUGGUUCCUGUUUGUGUUCGCGGUAAAUAAUUACUAGUUUUCUUUACUGCUAUGUAUUCUUUGGUCCGUUGUUCAGAACACUUCUGUUGCAGCUCUUCCACCAAUAGCAGCAUGUAGCUCUCCUGUCAGAGUCGCCAGGUUCUGUACGCAGUCAGACAGUUAAAGCUGACCUGAGGUCGUAACUGGAAACACUGAAGUUGGACUUGUGGUUAAAAUCGAGGCGGGAAAUUGAGUCCACUACAGUUGUAUUUGGAUGCGACUUUGAACAUUUUCGAUAAAAAAAUCGCAAAUCUAAAUGAACGUUCUAUCAACAUUGACCAUAUAAUUUUUUUGUGAAAUCUAAUUUUGAUUCUGAGUUCAGGGGCAUAUUAAGUUUUAUGUCAGAACUAUUUCUAAAAAGUGUAUUUUUCAGAACUCACUUCCUCAGUUUAAAUCACUUGUGCUGCUCACGUAUCGGCUUCCACAAUGUAGGGGGAGGUUUUAAGGGUUAUGGUAGGUGGAGAUGGACUGAGAGAUCAGCCAAUUAAAACCAGCGGUUGUUUUCGUCCGAUCCUGCCAUAGGCCAUGUUCGAGAGAACCAAAAACCGUAAUGCAUCAUGGGUAAAUUGUGACUGACUGAUCUACAAAUAAUAAUUCUAUAAUGAAUACUUAUUCAUGGUGGAAGGUGAUUUGUAGAUCAGGCAGUCGACAGUCGGCUGCAAUGUCCAACAGGCCAUAUAGACUCAUUCAAGUCCCGUUCUGAAUCGCUGUGAAACCAGAUGUCUUGACAUGCGAAGGGCCGGCUGGUGGGAUUGUAAUGAGACCAAUGAAGGCUGUGUUAAGUAAUGGAAGAGGAGACCAACUGGGAACGGGUGUGUUUUUAAUUACUCCUUCCUCUCUCCUCUCUUCCCCCUCUCUCUUUCCCUCCCCUCUUCUGUUCCCCUCUUCCCCCUCUUUUAUUAAAUGAUCAUGGAUGGGUGACUCAUUGUGUAUUGUUUACACAUGGUAGGCUUACACUCUGCCCCUACACACACACACACUCUCGUGUUUCCUCACUGACUCAGAGACCCAUUCCUAGUGAAUGUAGUGCCAUCUUGUGUUUUGUUCUGUCACUGUUAACCUGAUCUAAAAACAACAUUCCUUUUGAUACAUGCCAUUUAUGUGUACUCAUAUAUAGUAGAAUCAACACCUGUUUUUAAUAUGAGAACUCUAUCUGUACCCGCCCGUCUGUGACAAUCACUACGGCCUGGUUUCCCGGACCCAGAUUAAGACAAUAGACCUGAGAUUCUCAAGGGGCGGAAGGGUAGCCUAGUGGUUAGAGCGUUGGACUAGUAACCGAAAGUAACCGAAAGGUACAGAUCUGUCGUUCUGCCCCUGAACAGGCAGUUAACCCACUGUUCCUAGGCCGCCAUUGAAAAUAAGAAUUUGUUCUUAAAUGACUUGCCUAGUUAAAUAAAAGGUUUAAAAUUGUUUUUUUUUAAAACUUUUUUUAAUCCAGGUGUGACUAGGCUUAAUCUGGAUCUGGGAAUCCGUCCCUAUAAAUGAUUUUUGGCUUUGGCCGUGUUCAAGAGCAUCACAACCGCAAUGUAUCAUGGGUAAAUUGUGACUGACAAACAUGUCCUUUUUGACCUGGCUAACUAAAACUGUCAUUGAUGAUUCGACACCAGUGUUUUCCCAACUCCCGGUCCUCCUGUACCCCCAACAGUACACAUUAUUUAUUGUAGUCCCGAAACAAGCACACCUGAUUUCAACCUGUCAACUAAUCAUCAAACCUUCAAUGACUUGAAUUAGAAGUGUUUAUCCAGGGCUACAAUAGAGAUGUGUAUUGUUGAGGGGGUACAGGAGGACCCGGAGUUGAGAACCAAUGCUCUACAAGAUGUUGAGAAAACAAAAUAAACCUUUUUUUGUUACAAUGACAUUGUUGUAUGUUGAUCGACCAUCUGUAGAUGCUUCCCCCAAACUAUAAAAAUAAAAUAUUUCUGGAGAUCCCUCAAACUCAA